AUCCAAUUCCAGGUGCGACUGCUGACCAACAGUACACAUGUGCACGGCGAGUUCUCGCUCUAUACCAUGCACUGGAUGUGUGCAGGUAGUCGUCUGGCCUACAAGUACAAGCCCAUACCCAGUACACACUCUGCAGGCGAUGUAGCAGACGAUAUAUACAUCUCAACGAGUAUAGCCAACCCCCGCAAGAACGUUUGUACGCACGUGGUGUCGACUGAGAAGGUCUCGAAGCCUGACUUUUCCCAGCCAAUCCGUGCUGAUGGUGGAUCAUUGGAAUGUGCUCCUGGAGUCGCGGAGCACCUCGGGAAUGCGCCUCGCGGGCCGACCCGAGUAGGGGAAUUCAGGGAGGGUACUGGGCGUGUUGAACUGAUUCCUGUGGUAUCACGGGAUUCUAAUCCGAUGGAAAUAAGUCCUGAUGUGUCGGAAGGGGGUCUGAAUUUAUCGGAGAAGGGUCUAGUAGGUUCACAGCCACGCCUAUACAGUUAUGAUAUGCCCCUGGGGCCAAAUCUCAGCUCUGCGCAACAGACGCUAAUUAUCAGCCCACACGCUGCACACACACUACUGGAGCCAAUAGUACCCGAGGCGCUUGAGGGGGGCACGCGUUCACAGAUACACGCACCAUCAGACCCACACACAAACACACAACAAACAAGCACACCAGCAACCGCACAGACCUACACACCAGCACAGCAGACUGACCGAGACAGACGUGAGGAGACUUGGGUAGAACGGGAAGGUAGCUGCACCCGACGGAGAAACACAUAUGACAGCGAACAGGUCCAUCACACACGUGUAGAUGUAGAGAGGUACGACACCAGCGGCAAUUCGGUCGAUAACGGACGCACCGAUGGGAAUGCAGAGUGUGACGCACAUGGUCCCCGGAGGCCACCAGAUAUGAAUGGAGAGGAUAUAGACACAGCGAUGUCCAGGGCAGAGAUGUCCAGGGCAGAGAUGUCCAGGGCAGAGAUGUCCAGGGCAGAGAUGUCCAGGGCAGAGGUGCCCAGGGCCACAGAAGCACGGGCGGUGCAGGAGGACGCCAACGGUAAGUUCGAGGUAGUUGCGUAUAUCAGCGACGCGCGCACAGACACCCACUGUGUAGUGUUCAGGCAGCAGGGCGAGUUGGUGGUGUCGUUCAGAGGGACCAAGUCCUCGGGCAAUGCCAUGACGGAUAUGCAGGCGAAUCUGAUCCCCCUCUGUGCCAGUACGUGUGGGACGGUGAACAAGAUCUGGCACAAGCACACGUGUGAGCGGUGGUCGGAGUGUCGCACGAAGGACCUGCUGGUGCACCGGGGCUUUCUGACGGCCUAUCAGUCGGUGCGCGUGCGCGUGUUGGAUGUGGUUAGGAAACAAAUGGCCUCGUAUAAGACGGAGACUCGGAAAGAAAUGGCCCUAUAUAUGACCGAGUCUCGGGACGUUGUGCCCAGAGAGCGUCGACACCGUAUACUCAACGCCACCGCCUCUACAGUAGGGGCCGCAUCUACGGCACACGUCGGUGGGUCUGAGAAGUGCCCUACCGCACACGCGAUGCCGAGGGGUGACCGCGAGACGUUGUACAGCCCACAGAAUCUGACAGGUGAUAUGUCCUUAGAAUGCUGUAGUGGGCCAGGUAAUGAUAAGGGGGUGGGUGGCUCAGAGAGUCUGUGUACUUACUCAGGAAACCCCCCUCAAGACCCAUCUGGGACAACGGCUCGUGUGUCAAUGGAGGACGGAUAUGUCUCAGCAUUAACCGAGGCCCGGACAAAUACACAUGCGAAUGGGCCCACACCGAGGGGAUAUGUAUCGGAGAUGCAUCAGAAUACUAUAAAUAAGGGCGGGUGCAUAGCAAAAAAGGACAACUAUGCCGUGGAGGUGGCCUGUAUGAAGACGCCCGCAAGUAGCAUGGAGAACAUACAGGGCACAAGUGCAGCAGCUGGAGCGAGGGAGCGGACGAGUAUUAUCCUAAACCCGUUUUUAGGGUUUUGCAAACCUAGAUCCGAUACCGGACUUAGAAUAUAUAACAGGCGCAAGUCGCAAAGCGCACCCGAUUUGGGGAACGAGACCCCAUUUAGUGUGGUUUUCGAACCCGAUACCGGACUCAAAUCUUAUGACGGAUCGGGAUUAAACAACACGAAACACGCCGAAACAGGUAAACGCGUAUACGAUAUGCCUGAGGUGUGUUCGGGAUAUGAGCCAUCCGAGCCAAACAACAGCAACGAGACAACGUAUACAGCCCAGAUACCGGUACAACGCACAGAUCUCGAUGAAGUGCACAACCCGUUUCACGUAUUCAUCACCGGCCAUUCGCUGGGCGGAGCGCUGGCGACCCUGUGCGCCUACGAGUUCAGUCGAGUCUUCGCGGGCGCGGAACUCGCCCUGACGGUGUACACGUUUGGCAGCCCGCGCGUGGGCAAUCACCAGUACGCCUGGCUCUACAACGAACGUAUUCCGAAUACUUACCGAAUCGUGAACGAUGGAGAUCCCAUCACCGCACUCCCGCCCAAGAUAGCCGGUACGGCGUUUCUGAAUACGUACAAGCACGUGGGCACGUGCUAUACCCUUGCGGAGACCGGCAGCCUGGUGAUGAACCCGAACUUCAUAGAGCGUAGACUCCAACUCAAACCGAAGCGUGAGAUCUCGACGCACAGUAUCAGACAGUACCGUAGCUUCAUCGUACGGUGCCUGGCCCGGUAUGUGUCUGGGGCGAGUGGGGGGGAACGGACGAAGACCUGUGAAGCCUAUGAACUGGCAACGGCCUUGAGAUCAAUCACCUCGGUUCUCCAGGCACCCAGUGAGAUGGGCACGCUCGAGCUGGAUGCUAUGGAGGGCAUUACGGAUGGGUUAACGGUACCAGAAGCACAGAGUUCAGGGGCAAAGAUGCGACAGCUGCUGCACCGGACACGUUCUGUGGACCAUGUUGUGUAUCGGUGACGAUAAGGCCCUCUGCAUGGUUUUAUGGGUGCACUCGAGUGUGCCGAUGAGGAUAGCUAAGCUGUGAGGAGUUGUCUGUCGCUUAGCACUGGCAAUGCGAAUAGAUGAGCUCGUCAAGUGGGAAAAGAUAAACUUAGUUUUUAUUUAUUUUAAAUGUAGUGGAAAUCAAUGAAUGAACAUUCAAUAUGAC
Molecule: messenger RNA, 3097 nt
Organism: Sphaeroforma arctica JP610
Lineage: Eukaryota; Ichthyosporea; Ichthyophonida
Exons: 1
Coding region: 67-2907 (946 amino acids)
Biological process (GO): lipid metabolic process
Source: RefSeq, a predicted model, not a curated record